UAUAGCAAGGUUAAUCUGUCUGAUAAGACUUUACUACGUCACAAUAAUAACGGGAGCCACAUCUGACGGAAUGAAGGUUCCACUGACUACGCCGCUGUACCUCCUCCCGGUGGUGCUAUCAGUGGUUCUGGGGGAGUACACAGACCCCCACUGUCAGGGUAAACAGGUCAUCGUUCAUCUGUUUGAGUGGAAGUGGUCAGACAUCGCCAACGAGUGCGAGAGAUUCCUGGGAAAGAAAGGAUUCUGUGGAGUUCAAGUUUCACCUCCAAAUGAACACGUUGUGGUCACACACCCCAUGCGUCCGUGGUGGGAGAGGUAUCAACCGGUCAGUUAUAAACUUCACAGCCGGGGAGGAACCGAGGCUGAAUUCAAAGACAUGGUCACCAGGUGUAAAAACGUAGGAGUCAGGAUUUACGUGGAUUCCGUGAUGAAUCAUAUGGCAGGACUGGGAAGGGCAGGUCAAGGUUCGGGAGGCACCUCCUUCAACUCUGACAAUUAUGAUUUCCCGGGGGUGCCGUUUAGAAGGGAAAACUUCAAUUCCAGGGACAAGUGCCCUUCUCACGAUGGUAAUAUUAAUAAUUAUGGAGACCCUAACAAUGUCAGGAACUGUUUCCUUGUGGGACUCACGGACUUGGAUCAAAGUCAAGAAUAUGUCAGAAACAAAAUGGCCGAGUAUUACAACCAUUGCAUAGACUUAGGGGUAGCUGGAUUUAGGAUAGACGCUGCAAAGCAUAUGUGGCCAGGGGAUAUUAAAGCCAUUCAAGACAGAACAAAGGAUCUUCCAGAGGGAGGCAGACCGUUUUUCUAUCACGAAGUCAUUGAUCAAAAUGAUGGUGCAAUAAAGGUCGGGGAAUACACUGCCCUGGGGUAUGUGACAGAAUUCAGAUAUUGCCAGAAGAUUGCGGAAGGGAUACGUAAUUUUGGAAUGCUUCACGGAGUUUACGAUCCCGGUUGGGGAAUGACUGAUAGUUCUCACGCCUUUGUUUUUGUUGAUAACCAUGACAACCAAAGAGGACACGGAGGAGGCGGUAAUCUCAUCACUCAUAAGUCACCACGUGACUACAAAAUGGCGGUUGCUUUCACCCUGGCAUACAACUAUGGAUUUACCCGAGUCAUGAGCAGUUAUUAUUUCCACGGCUCGGAUGAGGGACCUCCCCAUAACUCUGACUACUCAGCAAAAGACGUUACCAUUAACGCCGACGGUUCCUGUGGUAAUGGAUGGGUAUGUGAACACAGGUGGAAUCCAAUAGCCAACAUGGCAGCCUUCAGGAAUGCCGUGGCAGGAACCGAUGUUAAUCACUGGAGGAAUGAAAAUGAGGAAGUGUCAUUUGCUCGCGGACAGAAAGGGUUCUUUGCCAUGGCCAAACAAGGUCACAUGGACAGGACUUUACAGACGGGGCUACCAGCUGGAGAAUAUUGUGAACUUGUUUCAGACUGUAAGAAAAAAAUCACAGUGGAUGGAAGUGGUAAUGCCCACAUUGUGAUUGACAACAGUGCAGAACCAAUCAUAGCCUUUAUUGUUGGUGGUCCGACUGGUCCGACACAAACAUUAGGGGGCGGAUCUAGCGGCUCAGGAGGCCAACAUGCGUCAUCAGCUCCUGCUACAUCUGCGCCCUCUGUCGGCCCGGCCCCACAAGGAUGGGCGCGUACUGUUAUCAUGAUUCAGAAAGAAACAAAUCCAGGACAGGAUCUGUUUAUUCGAGGAGGGAUCGACCACAAUCACAGACAAGGAUGUACAAGUGAUGCUUCAACCAGCGCAUGCGCAAUAGCGAUAAGGGCUAAUAAUUUGGGAAGCGCUGUGCAUUAUGCUCCAUACAAUACUUGGAGUACGGGCGAUCGCCAUCUUGACUGGUAUGGAAUGGAAGCUGGACAACACAGUUACCAAGGUAAAACGCCUUCCGGAACUCCAGCAUCCUGGACUACAAACGUGAAAGGGCAGUCUGGGUAUAACCCACUCAACACGUACGGUAUGCACUAUUGGUUGAUUGACGUACAGAUGGACUGCUCACAGACUGAAAAUGGUUGGUUUGAAUUCAAAUCCGUAGUUAAUGGACAGUGGGAGGGAAACAUACACGGACAGAGUUGUGGGAGUCCCCCUUACUCCUCUCCGAACCACUGGGCCAAGUGUGGCUAUAAGAACGUCUAUCACUUCAACAGCGGACGGUGUGAAAUCACGGAACUCAGCUGAGAAAAUGAUAUAAAGUUCAUGGACAUUUUAUGUUGCUUGUAUAUUUUGAGAUUAAAUUUUUUACCCGUGAAA
Messenger RNA from Saccostrea cuccullata (small rock oyster), 2260 nucleotides. RefSeq names its product alpha-amylase-like. The transcript has 7 exons. Gene Ontology annotation, molecular function: cation binding; alpha-amylase activity. The record is from RefSeq and is a predicted model, not a curated record. Bases 71 to 2188 code for a protein of 705 amino acids. Gene Ontology annotation, biological process: carbohydrate metabolic process. NCBI's taxonomy places the organism in Eukaryota, Metazoa, Mollusca, Bivalvia, Ostreida, Ostreidae.